Molecule: messenger RNA, 1910 nt
Organism: Caenorhabditis sp. 36 PRJEB53466
Lineage: Eukaryota; Metazoa; Nematoda; Chromadorea; Rhabditida; Rhabditidae
Source: the annotation of a GenBank genome assembly
AUGUCGGACGAAUUGAAGCCAGACUUGUGCGCGACAGUGAAAUUGGAAAAAGUGUCAAGUGGCGCGGAGAGAUCGGAAAAGGACGUUCCGAUCUAUAAACGUCGUCCUCCACACCCGAUUCCUCCGGCUCCACCAUCGGAUCCACGCUACGAAAUGACGCUUUCAGAGUACCUUCAGCUUCAGCAGAACCCGACCGCAUUGACGACAUUCGGACGCAACGUGGCACUCAAAAAGAUUGUGCUGACCGAAAUCGAAAAGCAUCCGGACAUGUGGAGCUCUCGGAAUGGCCAACUUCAACAAAGGUUCUAUCCGAUGGUCGCCGUCGAGGUCUAUAAGCGGACCGGGUGUGUAUUUUCGAGUAAGUUUAUAUGGUCCCGCAUGAUCAUGUACGCUCUUCUCAUCGUCGCCUCUGUUUUCAGCAAAAUCAAUCAUGAACCUGUUCAAAGUGAUCAAGGACACGUUACGUCUGAAGCUUCGGUUCGCGAUAGUCAAACGAAAAAUGAGUGCGGUGGAGACGGAAGCGUACCUGUGGAAGUGGGAGCUCUACGGAUAUUGUCGGUUCUUUCGAUCACGUACCCGGCACCUGGAGGCCAGUUUAAAGAGGGAAGCGCUCAACGAUCCCGUCGUGCACACCAUCGACGAUGAUGACGACGUCAAUUCGGAUGUGGACGUCGAUGCGAUGAUGGACGGUGUCGAGGAAGUUUAUGAGGAUGAGGACGUGGCGCCGCCGCCGCCGUUGCAUGCGGGACAGCAUGGGUAAGCAGUCAUGUGCAUGGCCUAGAAACAUCUUCGGCCAUUCGCAAAAUUACCUUUUCUGCGCUUAUUGGAAUGAGCAAACAUUAUAAAAAAUAAUAGCGUUUCAUGAAACUGACACUUGUAACAUUGAAAUCAUUUCUAACGAUUGAAAUGUACUGAAACUUCGAAAAGAGAUGACGAUCGCGAAACGGUAUCAUUUUUGCAGUAACUUGAGUGCGAACACCUCGAACACUCAACACAUACCACCCGCUCAAUACCAUCAUCAUCAAUCAUUCGGCCAUCCGCCACCACCACCACCACAAUUCCACCCCGGAUACCCCGUUCCUCCACAACACUUUCGACAACAUCCGCAUCCGCAUCCGCCAAUCGAUCCGAACAUGACGGCCGUCAAUGCGAACUUCAAUCAGCUGCGCAGAGUCCAACAACACCAAUUGCACGUGGCGCCAACAGCGCGGAGAACCGAACAACCGGACACGACGAGAAACGAUUCGGGCAACAGCACGAAGGUCGACGCGAUUGACGGAUCCGCCGAUGCCGGAGAGGGUCCUUCUUCGUCGGUUAGUCUAUUGGGGCAAACUAUUUGUGAUUACAAGGUUACCGACAUAAUACUGUAUAAUAGAAGGGCUGUAUCUCAGCUGUCGGCAGAGAUAUCGAAAAGAUGUCAACUGACAAAUUGUUCAUCAAAACUUGGUGUACAUUUUGUCAGUUGACAACAUUUUGAUAUCUCUAAUGACAGCUGAGAUACAUUGUUUUAAACGUAUUUGAAAAUACAUCGAGGAUCGAACGGAAAAUGUGUGAAAGUGUGAUAUAGAGGUGCUGAAACAGAGGAUCUAACGUAGCAACAGGGCGUUGAAAACACUCAUUCACAUUAAAUUAUUGAAUCUUUUGAGUUUAUCAAACACAACAAAUGCCUUCUUUGAAACAGUGAUCAAUAUUUUCAGACGGCCAGCAGCUACAACAAGACAAAAACGGAGAGUGGCUUCGAGCAGGAAAUGGCCUCGAUCGCAUUCCAAGUGAAUCGGAUCACGGCGGAGCAGCCGGAGAAGAAGGCCAUUUUCCGUCGUGUUUUCUACGAAACAGUCUUCAAAAUCGAGGACUGCGAUUUUAAGACGCCCCGCGAGUUCUUCCUCGCUAUGGCCGAACACUACAAUUAA